Molecule: messenger RNA, 555 nt
Organism: Chiloscyllium plagiosum (whitespotted bambooshark)
Lineage: Eukaryota; Metazoa; Chordata; Chondrichthyes; Orectolobiformes; Hemiscylliidae
Source: RefSeq, a predicted model, not a curated record
AUGGCAGAGGCGGUGCCCGUUAGAGGAGACGUACCCGGGGCGGCGGCUGCGGCGGCAGCUGUCCCGGAGUCUGCUGCAGUCCCGGCCGCCGCUAAGAAGAAGGCCGCCCACCGGCUGCAGAAAGGCGGCGGCGGCGGCGCUACCACCGCGGCGGCGGCCGAGCAGAUCCUGGAGGCGGUGGCCGCUGUCAAGGAGCGGCAGGCGGCGGCCAAGCUCGGCGGUGCCCUGAAGAAAACUAUCUCGGCCGCGGGCUACGAACCGAUGGAGAAGGGUGGCCCGGGCAAGGGGGGUUCGGCGGCGGACACCGGGGCCGGUACCUCGGCCACCAUGCAGCCGGAACAGAAGCAGCAGGAGGCGGAGGAAGGAGAAGCUCAGCUCCGCCCCAAGGGAAGAGCAACCAAAAAGAAAGCGGCUCCCAAGAGAGCGGCGGCGGCGGCUAAAUGCACCAAGAAAGCGGCGGCCAAGAGCCCUCGGAAGAGGACGGCGGCCAAGCCCAGAAAAGCCCCCAAACGGGCGGCGGGGGGCAAGCGGGCGGCGGGGAAGAAGCGGAGGUAG